UAUAGUAACAUUUAGAUGAUUUUAUUCAGCUAACGCAGAAAUCAGUAUCUUUGAAAACCAAGCGUAGAAUGGUUGCCCAUUUUGAAUGACAAAAAUUGAACAAUUAUAUUAAGUUAUUCGAUUAUCUUUGAUAAUGUCUUUUCACCUUCAAAAUGCGGACAAAAUUAAAUUAUGUUUGAUUAGCAAUUCUAUUCACCAAAUUGAUGAAACUCUCACAUUUUCUACGAAUCGAUUUUGUUGAUGUGAACCCCGAAUUGUUUCCAACAUUGUGAGUGUGUUAAUAUGUGAGGGGGUACCGUGGCAUCAACAUCUUAAACGGUUACAGCGUAUUAUUGUCAAAAAUAUAUUGAAUGUGUCACUCUUUAUAGUCUGUACGAGCGUUUUGUUCACGCCCAUUUGUUGUUGCUAUGUCUACGCGAGUAAAUGGCUAUAUGUCAGAAUAGUAAUCAGUUUAAAUUUCAUCAUCAAAGCGGAAACUCAUGUUCAAACAUUCUACAUAGUGACAAAACCAAAACCAAAAAAAAAUGUUUCAUUUUAAUUCUACAUUUAUGAAUUGAUUGUGCAACAAAUCGUGAAACACCACCAAAAAAAAUUGAAUCCUCGCAAAUUGAAAAUAAAAUAAAAAUAGUUUGAAUUUUGUGUGAUACGUGGAAUAAAAAUGGAUACAAAUACAGAAAAUAUGCAGCAUAUGGAUCCAACACUUCGUCGCUACCGCACAGCGUUUACACGUGAGCAAUUGGCGCAUCUCGAAAAGGAAUUUUAUAAAGAAAAUUAUGUGUCGCGUCCCCGUCGCUGUGAACUUGCCGUUCAACUUGGUCUGGCCGAGUCGACAAUUAAGGUUUGGUUCCAAAAUCGGCGAAUGAAGGAUAAACGUCAACGUAUUGCUGCUACGUGGCCAUAUGCCGCUGUCUACGCUGAUCCAAAUUUUGCUGCUUCACUACUUCAGGCGGCUGCCAGUUCCGUCGGUAUGCCAUAUUAUGCGCCAAAUCCGAUGAUUCCACAAAUAUCCCUCAUUCCACCAACACAGAUUCCAUCAUCGGCAGCAAAUCCGUAUGCAUACGGCUACCGAUACUCACCGUAUCAACUUCCGCAUCGAAAUUCAACGGGCAUUCCAUCACCUCAAUCACACUCGUCACCUUUAUCAACACCACCCAAUGGAGCAAUAAUCGCAAAUGGUUUGAACACUUCAUUCAACAGCGAUUUCUUACAAAGUCCCAGUUCAUCAAGGUCACCACUGUCACUAUCACCAGUUUCAGAAUCAGAAAAGUUUGCUAAAAUCACAGCCGCCUCAAAUUACACAAUUCAACAAUAAUAAUGCAGGUGAAACAACGAUUUCCAAAUUGGAAAUACCAAAACUAUUCCAACCGUAUAAGUCUGAAUGAAAAUAUUUCUACAUAGAAGGAAAGUAAGCAGUUCAUUUUCCAAUACAAAUUGCCAUAUACUGUAUCAUAAAUUUCUUUAGGGACUAAACAAAAUUAGUGUUGGAAUUAAUAAAUAAGUAGCUGUACUUGAAAUAAUUGUAUGUUUUAAAGAGUUUUUUCUCUUUCUUGAAAUCGGUGAAUAAACUCAAAUUAUUAAUAUGUGAUCAAAACAA
Molecule: messenger RNA, 1594 nt
Organism: Contarinia nasturtii (swede midge)
Lineage: Eukaryota; Metazoa; Arthropoda; Insecta; Diptera; Cecidomyiidae
Product: segmentation protein even-skipped-like
Exons: 3
Coding region: 659-1312 (217 amino acids)
Biological process (GO): regulation of transcription by RNA polymerase II
Cellular component (GO): nucleus
Molecular function (GO): DNA-binding transcription factor activity, RNA polymerase II-specific; RNA polymerase II cis-regulatory region sequence-specific DNA binding
Source: RefSeq, a predicted model, not a curated record